Cheilinus undulatus (humphead wrasse) is the source of this 711-nucleotide messenger RNA. RefSeq names its product melanoregulin-like. Gene Ontology annotation, cellular component: melanosome. Bases 38 to 700 code for a protein of 220 amino acids. The record is from RefSeq and is a predicted model, not a curated record. Gene Ontology annotation, biological process: melanocyte differentiation; melanosome transport. The transcript is spliced from 5 exons. Lineage: Eukaryota; Metazoa; Chordata; Actinopteri; Labriformes; Labridae.
GUUACAUUGAUUAAAGAAGAACUUUUAGAAAAGGCCAAUGGGUGCCAAGCUUACCAUCUGUUGCUGUCAGUACUACCUGAGCCACAGCAGGGAGGAGAAGAACGCUAUUUUGCGUAUGCGACACACCACAGCCGCCAGACAACCAGAGCCCUUAUCCAGCGACUCCAGCGACACAGAUGAGGAGAGCCUUUAUGGGCCACAGUCUUCCAGAAGAAACCCGUGGAACAAACAGCCCAGCCAGAGAAGCACUGUGGAGCCCUGGGGCACCGCGAACAAACCCCCUGGCUCUCCCACCAGGCGAGGAUCGGACAAAGAACUACAAGAUUUCAUCAACAUGAGAGACCAGGCUGACAAGGCUACAGAGGAAUGGGAAAAGCUGAACUAUGACAUUUACACUCUACGCUACGCCAGACGAGAAGUCAGAGCUCGAUGGAAGAAAAUCCUGCUGCAGCUAGGUUAUCAGUGUGAGGCCGAUGCCUUGCUGAGUGUGAACAGACAGAGCCGCCUCAGUCCAGAUCAGGAGCAUCUGAGCAAAGCCAGCAAACUCUUAGGACAGCUGCUGGAGGAAUCCUCUCUGUUUCCUCCAAAAACAGGACAACAGAACAGAUACCUCUACGUCAUGGACCGCCUGGUGUCUCUGGACAGCGCUGAAGACUUUGUCCGACUGGCCAAAGAAAAAUACCCCAAGAAAGCAGGCUGAGAUAGAGGGAA